This is a messenger RNA of Hypanus sabinus (Atlantic stingray), 2021 nucleotides long. RefSeq names its product solute carrier family 25 member 19 (gene slc25a19). NCBI's taxonomy places the organism in Eukaryota, Metazoa, Chordata, Chondrichthyes, Myliobatiformes, Dasyatidae. Gene Ontology annotation, molecular function: thiamine transmembrane transporter activity. Gene Ontology annotation, cellular component: mitochondrial inner membrane. Gene Ontology annotation, biological process: thiamine pyrophosphate transmembrane transport. The record is from RefSeq and is a predicted model, not a curated record. The coding region runs from base 33 to 1049 and encodes 338 amino acids. The transcript is spliced from 6 exons.
CUGGUGCGCUGGGCUGGAGAGCAGCCCGCAGCAUGGUGGGUUUCGAGCCACCGGCCCAAGGUCAGGGCCUGGGACUCUCGUCCAUUCAGGCGGCCGCAGCUGGUUCAGCGGCUGGUCUCCUCACCCGGGUCCUCAUAAAUCCGCUUGAUGUCCUCAAAAUUCGCUUCCAGCUUCAGAUUGAACGCUUGUCAUUGCUGGAGCCAAGGGCCAAGUAUCAUGGCAUUGUGCAGGCCACUGGCAUGAUAUUCAGAGAAGAGGGUCUGCAGGCAUUCUGGAAGGGCCACGUUCCAGCCCAGCUCCUCUCUGUCUCUUAUGGGGCUGUUCAGUUUUCAAGUUUUGAGUUUUUAACCAAAUUUGUCCACAAUGCCUUGCUCUGCGACUCGAGGAAUCCUACUGUGCACUUUGUUUGUGGAGGACUGGCAGCAUGCACUGCCACCGUGACUGUACAGCCCAUUGAUACACUCCGUACCCGAUUUGUGGCACAGGGAGAACCCAAGGUUUACAGGAAUCUUUGGCAUGCAGUGGUCACAAUGUACAGAGGAGAAGGACCAUUGUCAUUUUAUCGGGGCCUCACUCCAACCAUUAUGGCUGUUUUCCCUUAUGCUGGGUUCCAGUUUGCCUUCUACAACAUAUUUCACCGUAUCGCCAAAUGGGCUAGCAUCAGCUCAGGUAAUAUACAGAAUCUUGUGUGUGGUGGAUGUGCAGGGAUCAUCAGUAAAACUCUUACGUAUCCCUUUGACCUUCUAAAGAAGCGACUGCAGGUAGAUGGCUUUCAGCAGGCACGAGCUUCCUUUGGACAGGUACAAACCUACAAAGGGUUCCUGGAUUGUGUGUUUCAGGUGGCUCAGAAUGAGGGGCUGAGAGGAUUCUACAAGGGCUUGUCACCCAGCAUGGUAAAAGCUGCCUUUUCCACUGGACUUGUAUUUUUCUGGUACGAACUCUUCUGCAAUAUGUUGAACAACUACAGAUUGAGGAGAGACUCAGAACACCAGCAGCAACUGAGUAAAGGUCUCAAUGGCAAGCAAUCACAUUCAGCCAACUCCUCUUAGUUAAUCUUUAUUUGUCUGGCCCAAAUCCGCUGCUGAUUACUGCUUUGUGUGCAGACAAAUGAGUGCACAAGUCUUGGGAUUGUUCAGGAAAUAUGAUGUUUUCUUGGGAUGUCAUCCCGUUCCAUGGUGCAGUACUGCUGUUCUGGGGUCAAGCAGAACUCAGCAGAGCUAUGUGUGUGAAGUAUGUGCCUGCUGAAGAUUCCUGUAUUCAACUUUGCUUUAAAUGGAGAGUUUAAUAUGUCAUUGCUUAAGUUAUUAAUAUUUAAUUUUCUAAUGAGAUGCAUUUAUUUAGGAUUUUUUUCAUUUUGACUGCAUGUAUUUGCAUAAACAUACUUCAUGGAAACACUAUUAUAUCACUCCGUCUGCUGCCUCCUGUCAAUAUUUGAGUGGUGUCCAUUUUUCCUCUAGGGUCAAUGUUGUUUUUACUCGAGUGCGGUUGUGAAGAGUAGACAGUUAUGCAGAGCUUUAACGUGUGUGACUGCUUAUGCCAAACUGCUGGCUGUGCAUCUCACAUGGUGGUAUUAUAGCAUUGUGCUGGACGAGCUCAGCAGAUCAUGAUGUAGGGUUUCAAACUAAACAUUGACAAUUCCUUUCCUUACACAGAAGCUGCAUGACCUGCUGAGUUCCUCCAACAGUUUGUUGUUGCUCCAGGUUCCUGCACCUACAGUCUCAUUUCCUCUGUAAUAUAACCCAAACAUGAUUUCCAGAUCUACACACUGGGCUUAGACCAAGCUCAACAGUGCUCUCCAGGGCUGAACAAUCUCACUGUGUAUCAGUGGUGACACAGAUGUGAUACAAGGGACUGUCUAUAAUAAUUGGCAGCUUUAGAGUACAGAAGGGAUAUUUCAGGUGAAUGCCAAAUCUCUGCAGUUUCUGCUGCAACUUAUUUUGAAUUGUGCAUAUAUUUUAAUAUAUUAAAAUGUUUAUACUUUUAUUAUUUAUGUAUAUUUUAUAAAUAAAAUGUGAAGUCGA